This is a messenger RNA of Nothoprocta perdicaria, 2357 nucleotides long. RefSeq names its product SHC adaptor protein 3 (gene SHC3). The record is from RefSeq and is a predicted model, not a curated record. The transcript has 12 exons. NCBI's taxonomy places the organism in Eukaryota, Metazoa, Chordata, Aves, Tinamiformes, Tinamidae. The coding region runs from base 351 to 2249 and encodes 632 amino acids. Gene Ontology annotation, molecular function: receptor tyrosine kinase binding. Gene Ontology annotation, biological process: intracellular signal transduction; cell surface receptor protein tyrosine kinase signaling pathway. Gene Ontology annotation, cellular component: plasma membrane.
UACAGGAAGUGAUUUGCAGUGUUCACUGAGCCUUUUGUUGAAAAGGGUCCUUCUCAUUUGUGUGAGUCAUGCUUUUGCUGUGAGCGAGUUGGCAGCUCUAAGCAGGACUGGAAUCUCUGUCAUAGAAAACUGUUACUUCACCCAACGUUAACGUGGAACCAUAAGAAAUUUCUUUAUAUGUAUUUUUCUUCUUCCUUAUGCUCUUUGCUUUUUUUUCUUUUUUUUUUUUUUAACCCCAAAAUCUUGUUGUCUGUCCGCGUUGUUAUGAAUCGCCUGCUAUGUUAGCACAGGCAUCUCCUGCGCUGGCAUCAGAUUUGCCAGAACAUAUGCAGGAAACCAGAUAGAAGGGCAUGCUUCAACGUACCAAGUAUAACCGCUUCAGGAAUGAUUCGGUGACAUCAGUUGAUGAUCUUAUUCACAAUUUGUCCAUGAACAGCAAGGUCUCAGCAGUUGCUACGACUUCAGCGGCACCUCCAUACCUGGUCUCGCCAGAGGUUCUCCGCAAGGACCAAGAAGAUGGACCCACCACCCUGUGCACCCUCAUCCAUAAAGUGUCCCACCUGAAACUCUCUAAUACAGGCAGCCUUUUGGGUAUCAGAAACCUCUCCUCUGCAGUAAAGGAGCUUGCAGUCUCCAAGUUGCAGGGAAGCUCGAGUGCUUCUAGCUCGGCAGCAGGGGCUUCAGACAACAUAUGUAACCUUGUCUCUGCCACUUCGUGUUCUCAGCAGGACGUGAGCAAGAUGAGUAUGGGGAAAAAAACACGGUCAGAGGAAAUGCACCCGGGAGGUGAAGACUGGAAUCAAAGUAGCAGCUUUGUCAAUAAACCCUCUCGAGGAUGGCUGCACUUGAGUGAGAAGAUCCUGGGACCUGGUGUGACGUACAUUGUGAAGUACUUGGGAUGUAUAGAAGUCUUACGCUCAAUGAGAUCACUUGACUUCAAUACUAGAACACAGAUUACAAGGGAAGCAAUCAGUCGUGUUUGUGAAGCUGUACCUGGUGCCAAAGGAGCCUUCAAGAAACGAAAGCCUCCAAGUAAAGUUCUUUCCAGCAUCUUGGGAAAGAGCAAUCUUCAGUUCGCAGGAAUGAGCAUAAUGCUGAAUAUCUCCACCACCAGCUUAAAUCUAAUGACACCUGACACAAAACAGAUCAUAGCAAAUCACCAUAUGCAGUCUAUUUCCUUUGCAUCUGGAGGUGAUCCGGAUACAACUGACUAUGUUGCAUAUGUAGCUAAGGACCCUGUUAAUCGUCGAGCUUGCCAUAUCCUGGAAUGCUGCGAUGGCCUGGCACAGGACGUCAUCAGCACCAUCGGGCAAGCCUUUGAGCUCCGGUUUAAGCAAUAUUUACGAUGUCCCUCUAAGAUGCCCACUUUCCAGGACAGGAUGCAGAGUUUUGAUGAGCCGUGGAUGGAGGAAGAGGGAGAGGUAGCUGAGCAUGCCUAUUACAACAACAUCCCCAACAAAAUGCCCCCUCCUGGAGGCUUCAUUGAUGCCAGACUCAAAGCAAGGCUUCCCACCGCUGCAGAUACAGCUCAGUCUGCAGCAGGAGUGGAAAGAGAGCAAACUUAUUAUCAGAGUCGACACCUGGGAGACAAGUUUGGUGAAGACUGGCAUCAUGGGGCUGUUAAACAAGACUCUUUGGAUAUUUAUAACAUGCCAGAAGGGAAAUCAGAAGUAAAUCCGACAGCCGAGAUGCCAACAUACGUGAACACCCAGCAUAUAAAUAUGGAGGCUCUCCUGGCACUUCAGGCAGAUGCUGAAAGUGCUUUCAGUGGAACAACAGAUAAUGCCAAAGAGAGCAGCCCAGGAAAGGACCUCUUUGACAUGAAACCAUUUGAAGAUGCUCUCAAGAGCCAAACGUCUGAGCCAGUGCUGAGUAAGGCCACCUCCAUUGAAUGCACCAGUCCUCUUUUAUCCAGAGCAGCAGACCGGACUAAGAUGGAGGAGCUGGCUACCGAACCUUGGUAUCAAGGAGAAAUGAGUAGGAAAGAAGCAGAACAACUGCUCAAGAAAUGUGGAGACUUCCUCGUUAGGAAAAGUACUACAAAUCCCGGCUCCUAUGUGUUGACUGGCAUGCAUAAUGGACAAGCCAAGCAUCUUCUGUUGGUGGAUCCAGAAGGAACUGUUCGUACAAAAGAUCGUGUUUUUGACAGCAUAAGUCAUCUCAUCAACCACCACCUUGAGAAUAAUUUGCCAAUAGUUUCUUCGGGGAGUGAACUCUGCCUGCAGCAGCCUGCUGAGAGGAAACACUGACUCUAGCUGACUUUAGCUUUUGCAACUUGCAAGCUAUCGCUGGUGAAAAUUGCAGAUCUGAAAACAUGCAAAUUAAAGAAAAAAAGCAUAUUCGUAUAUAUUUCACCA